AAUAUAAGUAAUGUUUGAUUUCAGUGAUCAUAAACGGCUCUAAUAGUGAAAAAUAUGCUGUAGUGUUUAAAAAGUAGGGCGUGUCCCUUUAAAGCUUCCAGUAUUAUUCUAGACUAUGCUUACAGUAUCAUUCUAAAUACUAGUGUACUGAAAUAAGAUAACAACUGUUAUGUUUUCAAAUCUAGAGAGCAUAAAGUCAUCGAUAUUCAGGUUAGUGUCUCUUCACUGGUACGUGACACUACGCUCGCAGACUUUAACACAUAAGGCUUCACAGACGAUGGACUUCCAAUGUUAUUCUAGACUGUGCUAACAAUAGUAUUCUAAACUCUAGACUAUACAGAAAUAGGAUAGAAAUUGCAUUUAUUUUCAAAAUUAUGAAGUGCAAAGUCAUCGAUAUUCAGGUUAAUAUCUCUUCACGGGGCUGUUCAGUACAAGGGCAGAAUAUAGAGUAAAGUUGCGCUCAUGAAUCGCUAUUACUAAGCUCAAGAAUUUUCCACCCUAUUCCAAAUAAUUAGCCUUCAAACAUCGAUCUGUGCACAAACCACACGCGAACUCUUUGCGGGUACACAAGGGAGCUAACUAUAUGCUGCUACCUUAGAAAAAACGAAGAAGUUGCAUAAUAUGUUUAACACAAAUCGCUAAAUGUUUACUUUCUUUUCAGAGACUGACAGUCUUAUGGACAGGAUGAUGCUGUGAAAAUGUCAACAAUGACGUCUGAGGGAGAAGCGUACCUUGUCGGGAUGCUGUCGUCCAACUUCAACGUCGCCAUCACCGUCCCCGCCGCACCGUCCCAGCCUAGCAACGAUACCAUCACCCCCCAGGCGCUUGUUCUCACUCGAUUCGUCGUGCAGACCAUACUCGUUCCGAUCGUCGUCACAAUCGGGUUGCUGGGCAACGUCUUGAACAUCGUGGUACUGAGCCACCCUAAGAUGCGGACCUCGACCAACGUGUACAUCAUGGUCCUGGCCCUGGCGGACACCUUCUACCUGGUCUUCUCGUUCGCCCUGUCGUUCGCCCGCUGCUCCAACCUGGAUCAGAGUUACGCCGCCUUCCAGUUCGUUCCUUACGGACGCGUCAUCUCCGACACCGCCGGCAACACGGCCGUGUGGAUCACCGUCAUCUUCACCAUAGAGCGCUACGUCGCCGUCUGCCAUCCCAUGAAGGGGAAAGCCUGGUGCACGGUCACCAAGGCAAGGGUUGCUUCCUUCUUGGCUCUGGUCUUCUGCACGGCGAACACCAUCCCGGAGCUGUUCGAGCUGACGAUCAGGAUGUCUUCGGACGGCAGUUGGAGGUGCAAGAAGACGGACAUGGCCAGGAGCACGUCCUACCAGAUCGGGUAUAACUGGUGGUACGUGACUCUGUUUACCAUCGUGCCUUUCGUGUUUCUCAUCAUCUUCAACUCUCAGCUGAUUCGGUCGCUGCUCCGAGCCAAGAAGAAGCGACAGGUCCUUCUUCAGAACAACUCAGGAAACGUAAAAAACUCGCGAGAAGAGAACAAGGUGACCUUGAUGCUGGUUACCAUAGUGAUAAUAUUUCUCGUCUGCCAGCUUCCCUGGACUGUGUUGCUGCUGUACAGGUCGUAUCUGGACGACAACGGUUACUACGUCCCAGUCACCGAGAUCAAAAUAGCCGGCAACAUCUGUAACCUUUUAGUUCAAAUCAACGCAUCCGUCAACUUUUAUCUCUAUUCGUUUUUCAGCCGUAAAUUUCGUAAAACAUUCACGAAUAUAUUUUGUUUUAUAGCGACGUCGACAGAACAAACGUCCUUUGUGUGAUAGAGGGCAACGACUUCAUGGUGGUAUUUUGCUAGGUACUGUGAAAUGACGUCAUGUUAGUCUGUUGCUAGGUAAUGUGCAGACAAUAAUGUCGCGGUAGUCUGGUGCUGGGUGAUGUGCAAGCAAUGACGUCAUUAUCCAUGGUGCCAUAGUAUUGUUCGCUAUUUAACAGGGAGACAUGUAUCAUUAUUGUUUCGUCUGUUGGCAGAAGGAUAUACUGUAAAGACAUCAAGGUAUCUGAGAGAUAUCAUCCCAUCCAGUGUUGUUUUACAGUGUUAUACAUGUAGAUAGUACAGUUUCUAUUGGAUUUUCUAGUUUUGUUUAUCUGACAAAAUGGAAGAGACGGACUUUGACAUGAUUGUUGUGACUUGUUUAUUACCAGUAAUACUGUAAUAAAAAUAACCAAUUGG
Gigantopelta aegis is the source of this 2185-nucleotide messenger RNA. Its product is annotated as FMRFamide receptor-like. Gene Ontology annotation, cellular component: membrane. Gene Ontology annotation, biological process: G protein-coupled receptor signaling pathway. Gene Ontology annotation, molecular function: G protein-coupled receptor activity. The record is from RefSeq and is a predicted model, not a curated record. The transcript is spliced from 2 exons. Bases 699 to 1775 code for a protein of 358 amino acids. NCBI's taxonomy places the organism in Eukaryota, Metazoa, Mollusca, Gastropoda, Neomphalida, Peltospiridae.